Strongylus vulgaris is the source of this 534-nucleotide messenger RNA. NCBI's taxonomy places the organism in Eukaryota, Metazoa, Nematoda, Chromadorea, Rhabditida, Strongylidae. The record is from the annotation of a GenBank genome assembly.
AUGCCAAGUGCAGCAGUUUUAGAAUGCAAUCUAAAACGUAUUACUGUAGUUAGCAAUGUGCCUCAUGGGGUUUCACCUUUACCGAACAACCAUGGGAUGGACAUUGUUUUGGGACUUGGGUCAGACCCCGACUCAUUGCCGACCGAUAUUUUGCCUGUUGAGAUGCGAUUUUCUAUUUUGAUUGAAAGGAUCAGUCAAACAGCGGUAGGACAGCAUGAUUUUCAAAGUAAGAGGCAGAACAUUGCUCAUUUACAGACAGAUGUCUAUUCUACCUAUCAUACACCUGCUGGCCAUCUCGCAGUUCAAAAUGUUCUUUAUCCCCCCGUCUUAACAACGGGUUCAGAUCCAAUUUCUCCACUUCAAGCUCAAAGUGCCCUUCCUUGCAAUUUCCAAGUGCUGACGAAUCGGGCGGUUGCAAAUGGACAACUGUUACUAACUAUUUUCAAUGGUGGUAGCAUUUGUCGCUCAAACACUGCCACCACGUGCUUUGGACAAUUUCAGGUUAGAGAAAAAACCUAUAGUGUUUUUCCCUGA